UGUUAGGGACCUCUAUAUCGUUGACGGGGUCCUUCAACGUCACACCAGCGACACAAGUUAGUUUUAUUUCUGAUGUAUUUCAGGCGGUCAUAGCUGUGCUUGUUUGAAUGUUGUGUGCUGGAUAAAUUGAUGUCGGUUUCGCUAAACUGGAGUUCGCUCUGGACUUCUGGGUGAGUUUUGUUGGUGCCGCUGUCGAAAGUUUUCGUCUGCAGUGCUGAGCCGUCAUGUGGAGCUCCGGCCGCCGCGUCCUUCAGGACCUGCUCAGACAGUCUUCCGCGAGGACCAUUUAUCUGAGUCCCGUUCAGCACACAGUUAUAGUCGAGCGAUGGUGGCAGGUCCCCCUGUCCAAAGUGGGCAGUCCACCGAGGCUUUAUGCUCGAAGACACAAUAUCUACAAACUGGUCGAAGACACCAGACAUUCUCCCAAGGAGGAUAUGGAGCUAAUCUUGACUGAGACCUUACCAAGACUUGGCAAGAGAGGUGACACUGUGUUUGUGAAAAAGUCUUAUGGCCGAAACAAGCUGCUGGCUAGAGGUCUUGCUGUGUAUCCAUCACCGGAGAAUAAACAGAUGUUUGCUGAGGAGCUGAAAAUUUCACCUGUGGGAAGGUCAGAGGCAAAUAUCCAAACCCGAACAGGACAAUUGACUAUUGAAUUCCUUCAAUCCUCCAACUUGGAAAUUAUGAAAACGUUGUCUGAUGAAUUCCAGCUCACCAAAGAUGUCGUCUGCAGACAGCUUGACAGAAAGUUGGGAGUUGUUGUGCCACUUCAUGCUUUGACUCUUCCAUUUGAGCCAAUCAAGGAGUUGGGUGACUACUGGUGUGACGUUACAGUUAAUGGACUGGACACGGUUCGAAUCCCCAUGUCGCUGUUGCCAUAUAAAGACAUCUCUGCAGGAGGCCAGACUGCAAAGAAGGUGGUGGUGGGUGAAGUCUCCGUGGAGAAAACGACUUCAGCAGACACCCAAACAAACCACGACACAACAGCACCACCAAGUGAAAGCCCCGAUAAAAAUUAAAACUUUCAACGUGUCCUUACGAAUACGGAUUACACAUUUUCCACAUUUUGAUUGUUGGAAAAUGUUUUAUAGUAAAUCUGUGAUGUUAUCAGUAAACAAUACAAUAUGCAAGAAUGCAUGUAAAACCGCUAAGUUCAUUACUGCGCAAAAUAAAAGUACUGCAGGAAUUUCACAUUAAAGGUUUUGCUUUAGGAUUAUGUGGAGUUUCUGUGUUGGAUAAUCAUUGUUAUUGUCAUAAUUAAUAAAAACUGGUAUUCAAAGGA
Messenger RNA from Nematolebias whitei (Rio pearlfish), 1279 nucleotides. It is a transcript of the gene mrpl9, whose product is annotated as mitochondrial ribosomal protein L9. Gene Ontology annotation, molecular function: structural constituent of ribosome. The record is from RefSeq and is a predicted model, not a curated record. The transcript is spliced from 7 exons. Bases 225 to 1016 code for a protein of 263 amino acids. NCBI's taxonomy places the organism in Eukaryota, Metazoa, Chordata, Actinopteri, Cyprinodontiformes, Rivulidae. Gene Ontology annotation, biological process: translation. Gene Ontology annotation, cellular component: mitochondrion; ribosome.